Leptopilina boulardi is the source of this 3196-nucleotide messenger RNA. RefSeq lists its product as uncharacterized. The transcript is spliced from 3 exons. Lineage: Eukaryota; Metazoa; Arthropoda; Insecta; Hymenoptera; Figitidae. The record is from RefSeq and is a predicted model, not a curated record. Gene Ontology annotation, cellular component: extrinsic component of mitochondrial inner membrane. The coding region runs from base 360 to 2924 and encodes 854 amino acids.
GUCGAGUUCGUAUACCAAGUCAACCUUUGUAUUUGUCUAAUUUUAAUAUAAAUAAAAGUUUCGUUUUUAAUCUAGAAGUCGAAACAAUUAAUGAUUGGUUAAUUAGUUAUUUAAUUAUUAUUGUUCGUCUUCAAGAGGAUUUACCCGCCGUUCUAAUGGAAUUUAAUUGUAUUUUAUUUAAACUUUUCCCGCGAAUAAAAAAGUGGAACUUUGCGCUUGCGUAAUUAACUACAUAAAUUACUCCGUUCGUUUUAUCAAAAGGGGAAGUGAGGGGAAAAGCAAAGAAAAUUGCUGAAUCGCCUUAAAGUUGGAAAAGGACAUAAAUACAGAUACUGUUCUGCAAAAUUGAAACGUGCAAAAUGUCCAACAAUUUCUAUCCAAAUAGUUGUUACAUAUGUAAAAAGACAACAUCAUUAAAAAGAUGUAGUCGUUGUAACAUGAUAUCAUAUUGCGGUGAAAUACAUCAAAAAGAACAUUGGGAUAUACACAAGGAUUUAUGUCGAAUAAUUACAAAUUUAACGAAACAAAAGAAAUUAACUCAUCUUUAUGAAAAUUUACGUGAUAGCAAUUCAUUAACAUGGUUAAAUUCACGUGAAGAAAUGUGGAAGAAAAUAUCAUCAAUGUUGGGACGUGAUCUUAAAAGUUUUGAAAAACAUAUGUUUCAAUUUCCACGUUCAUGUUUUGUUUGUUACGACACAAGACAAAAUAAUUUAAUAAAUUGUCCCAAUUGUCCAUUGGCGUCAUUUUGUAAGCAACAUCCACGUUCAAUAAUUCACGAUGAAUUAUGUGGUGAAAUGAAUUUUUGUCACACAAUUGACAAUCAAUUGGAAUAUUAUCAAGAAACAUUGACAAAUUUAAUUGGAAUACUAUUCUCUCCGCCGAGUUUGAAAAAAAUGCCAACAUCAACAAGCGAAUAUUUCGAUCGAAUUUUAAAACCAUAUCCAGAAUUAAAUAAUGAAGCGAAAAUUUAUGCCUCAACAUUCAUCUAUUUGCCAUUGACUAUUUUUGGAGCUCUUGAAAAAUUAAAUAAAACAUCAUCCACAACAUUGGUAAUUUAUGUUGAUGUAAUUGAUAAAAUUAAUAUUUUUUCAUUAUUCUGUGAAAUUUUAAUGCAUUUAAUGCCAAAUUUAGAGAAUCUCAUGGUAAUCACAAUAAGUGGGAAAGUAUCAUGUGAUGAGGUAACACUUUGUAAAAAAUGCAUUUCAAAAAAGAGAAAAGCAACACUUCAACAAUUCACUAUGCAAUCAAUGAGUAAAUUUAAUUAUAAUUUUGUCAAUCUCGCAAUAUUUAACAGUUUGGAUCCACCAGAUAUUAAUGAUCAUCGAUUUAAAGUAUUCAUUCAAUAUCGUUUUGUUUGGAAUAAUUUUCACUGUCCUUUAGUUUUAACAUCACAUACGGAAAUUUAUGCUCAUCGUACCAAAAAUCAUUAUGAAUUAUUUUGUCCUAAUCGUGGCAUUAUUUACAAUGGUAUCAAUAAUUUUGCGGGUUUAUGUCCCUUUAGAAUUUGGCAAGAUUGGCGUAUUGGAAGACAAUCUCAAUUUAUGUUAAUUGCCAAUGCAAUAGAAGAUAGUUCAAGUACAUCGAAUACAAUGACAGAGAAUUUACCAUUAAUGGAAAACAUACAGCCAAAUGCAGAGCAAAUUUUUAAGAAAUUUAAUCCUGGCACAUGUCAUGUGUGUAAAUAUCAUAAUACGACAAUAUCAUGUACACGUUGUAAAAUGAUUUUUUACUGUUGCAAAGAUCAUAUGAAAAUGAAUCAAUUGGAUCAUAAGACGAUGUGUAAAGUGAUUUUGGGAUUUUUAAAUGAAAAAGAAACGCCGCAUCUUUUUGAUAAAAUGAAAAUUGAUAAUGAUGAGAAAUGGUUGGAGGCAAAGGUGAAUUUUAUGAAACAAGCAAAAUUGAAAUUAAAUCGUGAUUUAUUGAAUUUUGAGAAGCAAAUGUUUCUAUUUCCAAAGACAUGCUUUGUUUGCCAUGAAAGCGAUUUGAGUGUUCUCAAAACAUGCCUUUGUAGUGUAAGUCUGUGCAAGCUUCAUCGAGAUGACGCCGAACAUAAAAAUCUCUGCAAGGAUUUCCAAUUAAAUAUAAAAUUAGAGACCAGCAACGAAAAGCCAGAUGAGCCAUUCACAACUGCAGCUUCAUUGAAAAAAAAGAAGAAAAAAAUUCUACCAUCAUCAAUGGAUAAAUUUAUUGAUUUAUAUUUUCUUUUAAAAAGUCAUCACGAAGAAAUGCAAAAAUUUAUUGUCUCUGAUUUAUUGACACGGCCAUUGACAUUUAUUUAUGCUGUUGAAAAAUUGAAAAUACACAUUCCAAAAACAAUUUCUAUUCACAUUGUGGGAGCAACUGGAGAGGAAUUUGAUCAUGUGGGCUAUUGGCAAACUCUUUUCUAUUGGUUCAAUAGUUUACAUGUUUUGCUCAUUGAUUUCAUUGGCAAUGAACUUGUCGAAUAUGAUCAACUUAUUUUCAAAAGUCCAUUUAAAUUACCUGAUUUUUAUCUAGACGGAAGACAAUUGAGUUUAAAUUCAUUUAAGGGACGUUACGAUGAAUUUGUAAAGAGUGAAGAAUUCUCUGAACCUGAUAUAAUUAUUGGUUACAAUUUGAAUAUUCACGAGAGUAAUUAUGGAAUUUCCGAGAACACCUGGCAAGAAACGCUCUCAACUAUUAGUAAAAUGAAUGUUCCAUUUAUAAUGACUGCACCGUCCGCGAAACGUGGGAUAAAAGAUCAUGAAAUGCUUUGCUCACUAUUGAAUAAAACAAUUAAUUACGAAUUUGCGAUAGAAAAUCCUUACGCAAGUUUAGUGCCAGAUCGAGACUUCGAAACAGAAAGAUUGUGUUAUUCGAAUAAUUAUGUGAUUGCUUACAAGGAUUUUAGUGAAGCAAAUGAAAGUUUAAAGAAUGAAUUAGUAAAUCUUAAAAUUGAAAAUUAAAAAAUUUACUAAUUAUCUCCGAUCAAUUUGAAUUUAUUUUUUUUUACUAAUUAAGAAAAUUUACUAAUUAUCUACAAUCUUAAUUUUUUUACCAAUUAAGAAAAUUUAUUACAUUAUCAAAACUUAAAAGUAUUAAAAACAUUUUUUUUGUUUGUUAUUUUUCAAACAAAUUUUGUUUAUUUUGUUCUGUUUAUAUUAAAAAAGUUUUGAGUAUUAUAUAUGUAUAAUAAAAAAUGAAAAUUGUUCAAUAAACUUAAUUUCUUUUGCAAGAA